GAAGAUCUCCUUAGUCUUUACUUUUUAUGUUGGGUGGUAAAAGAGGACUCCCACUGUCCUACCAGCUACCAUCCUGUGUUCAUUAUCUUUCUCCAUUUUUUUCACAGCUCUGUUUCCUGGAACUAUCAUGGCUUCUUGAAACCCUAAUAACUGAAUUCCUACUUAAUCCUUCUGUAAUUAUUUGACCUCGGUCCAAUUGCACUCGGAUACGUGUUUCGCCCUCAUUCUCUCAAACCUGGGGAAGUGGCGAUGGCUGUAUUGAAGGUAGAGAGGGUGGCUGAAUUACCGCCGUUGCAAUCUCUGCCGGUGGGGUACCGGUUCCGGCCGACGGAUGUGGAGCUGGUUGAUCACUACUUGAAGAUGAAGAUCACCGGCUCAGAAGCAGAGGUCUGUGUGAUUCGCGAGGUUGAUAUCUGUAAACAUGAGCCCUGGGAUUUGCCUGAUAUGUCAGUAGUUGAAUCACAUGACAAUGAAUGGUUCUUCUUCUGUCCUAAAGAUCGGAAGUACCAAAAUGGACAGCGGUUGAAUCGAGCAACAGAGCGAGGGUACUGGAAGGCAACUGGUAAAGACAGGACCAUAUCUUCUAGGAAGGGCAAAAAGGUUGGGAUGAAGAAGACUUUAGUUUACUACACAGGCCGAGCUCCUGAAGGAAAGAGGACUCAUUGGGUGAUCCACGAAUAUCGUGCAACCGAGAAAGCAUUUGAUGGAACACUCCCUGGGCAGGCUCCCUUUGUGCUGUGCAGAUUAUUUAAGAAGCCCGAGUUAAAACAGGAUGGUUGUGCUGAAGCUUCAAACUCCGAUGAGGUGAGGUCACUUGCUGAAGAGGAGCCUUGCGAAGGUGUUACUCCUAUGAUUAUGUCACAGCACAUCAUCACACAUCCAUUAACACCAGAGAAGAGUUCUGUGGAUGAAGCUCCCAGUGGUGCUAUUUUCGCUAUUGAUAGUAACAGUAAUAGUUGUAUUGCUGACAGUAAAGAAGAUCAAGUACUUGACAUUACCUCUUUUCCAGCCGAUCCUGAGCUUGAAGCAUUGAAGUACAUUUGCGACCCUUCAGCAGAGCCCAUAUUUUCUCCCCCAUAUACAAUGCCGGAGUUUGGAUCUGCCUACAACUUAUAUGGAGAUGUCACAAAUGGCAUUAUUAUGAAUAAUAAUGAUAUCCAGUUUCUGUAUGGAACUAAGGUAUUUGACCCAAAUGAGUUUUUGAACAUGGCUCCCCCGCCUGCCCUUGUCAGCUCAGAUGGUGAAUCUGAAGCAGAAGUUACUCAGCAGCUUGAAAAUGGAAGCUUUCUUCAGACUGAGGUAGUUGGUUUCCAAAAUGAGCUGUUUGCGCCAAAUAAUCAGGAGGCAAUACCUCCAAGACAGGUUAAUUACAUUGCUAAUCCAUAUUUUGGCACGUACACUACCCCCACCAUCGGUUCUGAUAACGAGAACUGGAAUCUAGAUCUUGUCAACAAUAAUUAUUAUGAAGAUGGUGCUUUGUCUUCAGUCUGUAGUGGAAUUGGGGUGCCUGAAAUGGUUUACUGCCAACCAGAGAGUGCUGCUAAUAACGGUGGCAUUUCUAGACCUAGAAUAAAAGUAAGGUCCCGGCAGGUACAGAAUCAACAAGGUGAUCAACAGACAACCGGGCAAGGAUGUGCUCCUCGGAGAAUCCGUUUCCAAAAGAAAGUUCAUGUUGUACCAGUUCAAUGUCUCCGGCCUAGAGAUUCAGAUCAGGCAGAGAGUGCACACUCAGAGAUAACUAAUGAUAACACAAGUUCGAGAGAAGAAGCUUGUACUGCCACCAAGGUGAAGAAUGUAAUCUUUGAAGGCUGCAGGAAAGACAACCAAGGAGCGGCUGGAAGCACAAAAGCUAGAGAUGGAAGGAUGUUAUUUACACGAUUGCGCUCAGCUUCAUCUGCUACUUUCAUGCCCAAUCUACUUGUGGCUGCAAGCCUGCUUGUGGUUCUUGUUAGUGGCUUGGUAUGCUUUUGCCUUUAGAGUUAGGUCUAAAAAAAGAAGAAAAACAGUUGGAAGAAUGCUAUCGGCAGUGUACCGGAAUCUGAAUUAACCUUGUGCAUCAGUCCUAGUGUAGCGCGAGUCAGCCAAUAUUUGAACAGAGCUUGGCAGAGAUGCUUGUGUAAUGUAACCGUAGAUAAUUCUUUUUUUUUUUUACGAAGUGAUGUGUUUUUGUAUUUUUGGUUCAUUUCGGGGUCGAAUACAGGUUAAUAGUUGGAGUGUGUGUUUUGAUAUAUGCUCUCUUCUUUUAGCCUUUCUUUUAAAGUGGAAUGUGGAGUUUGAAGUUGGAGUAUCGUAAAUGAAACUUGGAUUAAAAU
This is a messenger RNA of Cuscuta campestris, 2312 nucleotides long. Lineage: Eukaryota; Viridiplantae; Streptophyta; Magnoliopsida; Solanales; Convolvulaceae. The record is from the annotation of a GenBank genome assembly.